UAUUUAUUUAUUUAUCCGCUCGUGUAUUCUCCUCCUCCGUCUCUCCUCCUCCGCCUCCGCCUCCGCUCUGUAACAAAGUGUCAACGCCUAUAAAAGUCACUGACCCCGAAGCUUCCCCCUCUUCUUCCUCCAUAGCUCCCUUUCUCUUUUUCCCCUUCCUUUUCUUCUUUUCUCUCUUUCCCUUUCCCUUUCCCCAUUUAUAAGGCCUCUUGACACUCCACUUAUCCAGUUGCUCUCAACUACUGCCCCAUCGUUUCCACCUUCGCCGCCGCUGAAUCAUCCAUCCAGUGAUUUCUCAGAUUAUUUCUGCCAAUGGAACUUGGUGAUGUUCAUGGUGGUUUGGGGGUGACUCGGAAGAGAAAGAGAAACGAUGGAGAAAACAACAUGUUGAGCAACUUCUCUUUGGAUAAUCUCAAUCAAGACAUUCUGGAAAGGGUGCUUUCGAGGCUACCGACCUCGGCAUUCUUUCGUCUUUCUUCAGUGUGCAAAAGAUGGAAAUCAGUUGCAGCUUCUUCAAGUUUCAAGUCUGCCUGCUCGGACAUUUCGGCACGCGACCCCUGGUUUUUCAUGGUCGAUUCACAUCUCAACCGCUCGAUUGUUUUCGACUCGACUGAGAAAAAUUGGAAGAAACUUAACUAUCCACACCUCCUUCAGAAUUGUCAUCUCGAUUCGAUCCCCGUUGCAGCCUCUGGUGGUUUGAUUUGUUUUCGCAAUUCGGCGGGAAACUUCAUAGUGACCAAUCCUUUAACAGGCUCCUGUAGUGAGCUUCCUCCUGUGGAUCUUGACCAGAAAAAGCAAUCUCUUCAUGCCAUUGUGAUGAAUGCAGACCCCGGCGGUUGUAAGGGCUCUUACAAGAUUGUAUUAGUCUAUGGCCAGCUUCCUAAGCUUCGGUUCAAAGUCUACCAUUCGACCACGGGUUGUUGGGACGACGAUAUUACCUUGAGUAGGAAAGUCGACGAUUCUAUUGACUUCAACUUCAAUGACGAUACCGGUGUGUACUUCCUGAGUCGAACAGGAAAUGUAGUGUCCACAAACAUGCAGAGAAGCCCAUCCAAGCAAUACUCAUCCGUGGUUACGAACAAAAGCGGGGAGGACACCGUCUAUUUCAUUAGCUCCUCCGGGACUAUCAUGGCUUGUAAUCUGAGCAAGAGAUGCUUCGUUGAGUACCCCAGGCUCAUGCCUGUCUUUUCAGAGUACUCAAUCGACGUCGUUGCGUGUCAAGGCGAGAUGCUAGUUGUUAUGUUGUCUGAGUUUCUCGAAACUGCAAGCCUUAGAGUUUGGAGAUACGACGAGGAAUCUCGAACUUGGCAUCAAAUUGCAGUAUUGCCUCCUGCAAUGUCGCACGAGUGGUACGGCAAGAAGAUUGAUAUCAACUGUGUAGGAGCUGGCGACGAGAUACUCGUAUGCAUGAACUCGAACGAGCAUUGUACGUAUCUUCUAUGCAAUCUCGUCGAGAAUCAGUGGACCGAAUUGCACAAAUGCUAUAUGAACGGUGAAGCUGUAGAGUUUAUGUCUGCCUUUUCGUUCGAGCCGAGGAUCGAGGCUUGUGUAUAAACGAAUUGGUUAUUGAUUUAUUUUUAUAAACGAAUUGUUCAAUAGCUGUUUAGUUCUUUGUGUAAGGCUUUCCUAUUUGUUUUUGAAUUCUUUGUAUUCUUAGCUGACUUAGCUAAUGGAAUUCAAGAAGAUGAGAAUAGAUGUAUGUAGAUUCCUUCUUAAUAACCUUCUGCCAAUUUUACUGUUCA
Messenger RNA from Cucurbita pepo subsp. pepo (vegetable marrow), 1742 nucleotides. Its product is annotated as F-box only protein 13. The record is from RefSeq and is a predicted model, not a curated record. Gene Ontology annotation, molecular function: protein binding. Lineage: Eukaryota; Viridiplantae; Streptophyta; Magnoliopsida; Cucurbitales; Cucurbitaceae.